GAGCGCCUUAUUCUCGCUUCGAUAAAAUAAACCCGUCGAUUUUGGCCAUGGAAGCUUGCAGGCCCGGAAACCGCCCGUCGGAGGCUUGACCGAAAUAGUACGAGUGGAACAGGAACAAGAAGGAGCUCCGGCAGUCGCUGAAACGGGGAAUACGGAGGCGAGAGUGUAGACUUCCUCAAAUCGCGAGAGAGCUUUGUAAAGAAGGCGGUUGUUACACCGAGGGGUUUUCCUCCCCGCUAACGCCGAGCUCUUUUGGAAGAUAUUCGCCCGAAAUUCCUUUUAGGGUCGAGAGAAGCCCCCGAAGUGACGGCCAUCAAGCCUUAGCGGGCGCAGGGACACCGAGUAAUCCGGUAUAUAAGCCCUGGCGACGGAGGAGCGGGAAAUAGAUGCGUAGGGAGGCGCCACCCUUUCGUUCGGACUUCUCGGCUGGAGUCAUCCCACCGCACCCCUUUUGCCUUAAGAUUUGUCUUGUGUGAGAAGCGAAUUUCGGAAAAAUUGCGACGAUUCCCCGCUUACGCGCCGCUUCCCCUCCGUGGAGAAAGGCGGGGAGAGAGAGAAGAGGAAGAGGAAUACGCGCGGGAUAUAUUAGUGACGUGAAACCCUCAAAAUUGAAGUCAUAAUAAGGAGAGGGACAACAUCAUGGCGUGCUGUCUGAGCGAAGAGGCGAAGGAACAGAAGCGAAUAAACCAGGAAAUAGAGCGACAAUUACGCAAGGAUAAGAGAGAUGCCCGCAGAGAACUCAAACUACUACUAUUGGGUACUGGUGAAUCGGGGAAGUCUACAUUCAUCAAACAGAUGCGUAUUAUCCAUGGCGCAGGUUACAGCGAUGAAGACAAGCGCGGUUUCAUCAAGCUGGUCUUCCAGAACAUCUUCAUGGCCAUGCAGUCCAUGAUUAGGGCUAUGGAUCUCCUCCAAAUAUCGUAUGGGGAUUCAGUCAAUAGUGAACAUGCAGAUUUAGUACGUGCCGUAGACUACGAAUCCGUUACUACUUUUGAAGAGCCCUACGUCACGGCAAUGAAAUCAUUAUGGCAAGACACAGGCAUUCAGCACUGCUAUGACCGCCGUAGAGAAUACCAACUUACAGAUUCUGCAAAAUAUUAUCUUGAUGAUUUGGAACGUAUCAUUUCAUCGGACUUCUUACCGACCGAGCAGGAUAUUCUUAGGGCUCGAGUACCAACCACUGGGAUUAUUGAGUAUCCCUUUGAUCUGGACUCAAUCAUCUUUAGAAUGGUAGACGUAGGUGGUCAGCGAUCUGAGCGACGAAAGUGGAUCCAUUGUUUUGAAAAUGUCACUUCCAUCAUUUUCUUGGUGGCGCUGUCAGAGUACGACCAGAUCUUGUUUGAGUCUGACAAUGAGAACCGUAUGGAGGAAUCCAAGGCCCUUUUCAAGACUAUCAUCACUUACCCCUGGUUUCAACACAGCAGUGUCAUCCUUUUCUUGAACAAGAAGGAUUUAUUGGAGGAGAAAAUUAUGUAUUCACAUCUUGUGGACUAUUUUCCAGAAUACGAUGGGCCCAAGCAAGAUCACGUAGGUGCACGUGAAUUUAUUUUGAAAGUGUAUCUUGCGCAGAAUCCUGACCCAGACCGAAUGUGUUACUCUCACUUUACUUGUGCCACAGAUACUGAGAACAUCAAGCUUGUGUUCUGUGCCGUAAAGGAUACUAUCAUGCAGAAUGCUCUGAAGGAAUACAAUCUUGCUUAAGAGAACUUUCUGUUGCAUCUUCUGUCCUUCGUUAAUGAAAGAUACUGAAAAUAUUAGGUUUGUCUUCGCUGCAGUCAAAGACACCAUCUUGCAGCUAAAUUUAAAAGAAUACAACUUGGUGUAACGUAGAGCCACAACACCGCCAAUUGGGAGUAGACACACGAAGAAGAGGGAGGGUACCGCAGCACCUGCCCUCCUCUGUUGUUGGGGUGCUUGCCGAGGUCAUAACUUCCUCUACAAAAAAAAAAAAUAACAAAAACAAAAGAAAACAUAAACUUAUCUAUGUAAAUGAAGGCAUUCAAUUUUGUAUGUAAAAGUUUCAAGUGUCCCAAAUGAAUGAGUUGAUAUGAAGGCUCUUGAUAUUAUUCUUUUUCAUACAUAUAUUUUUUCCAAAGAUUUUGUGUGAGAGCCGCAAGUUUCCCUUCCAAGUUGAACCAUCCUUUUUGGGACAGCUUUUAGCUAUUUGCAAAAUGCCUGAUUUUAGAGGAUGUUUUGAUGAUGCCAAAGGGCCUUGAAAAUUAGUUCCAGUUUUUUGUAACGUACGCAAUUUCCAAAUCCUCACGUGCGUACACAGUGUUUGUUAACCUAAUGUCUCAAUACACCCGGAAAGGGGCGGUUCCCCAAGCCACGACUGGUUCUCCUUUGGGGCUAUUGCAAUGCUGCCAGUAACCGCCCCUACCCAUGUCCUGUGCUCAUUUACCAACGCUGCCAACGAGCCGAGUGCUCCCUGGUCGUAAUGGUGCUCCCAAAGCCCUGAUUCACGCAUGGGGAUGUGCGUGCCGCUUAAGCCACACACAGCCGCUGCUACAUGUGUGCAAUACGGAGCUGUAUUUUAUGUGUAGAGAAGAACCAUCAUGACAAAAUUUGAUGAUUUCUGACCCCAGCAGGAAAGUUUGCUUGCCUUACAGGUGAUUGUUAGGAUAUUUUUUGUGUUAAUAACUAACUUUGUAAUAUUAUCUAAUGUACGUUGACGUGAUAUGUAAAUGGCCAUGUGGAGUUCCCAUGGUGUAUAGGCCUGCAAAGUUUCUUAAUGGGGUUGAGAAAGCAAAGAGAGAAUGAGGUGUUAGCAGCCAUAUAAGAUUUAUUCACCUCGUAACGGAUCUGGACACUCUCUCAGUAAAUGAUGAUAAAAAGUAACAAACUUCUACUGGAAGCAAUCCAAGAAGAGCAGCCUAAUUGCCGAGAGUUGUAUGGCGUCCAGAGAGUGACAGUGAAGUGAGCAAGAGUAGGCAAACAUCACAUCGGAGCUGGAACAACGACAGAAGCAGUACUCGAGAAGACCAAGAAGCUGGAAUUUAUAGCAAAAAAAAAAAAAUGAAUGUGUGUGUGUGUGGUUUUUAUUGCCAUUAAUUUUGGGCCGGUCAAUAUUUGAGUAUGCCAAGGAAAUAUCUGUAAGAUUUGAAAAAUCUCACUGUUUGAACAUCAGUGCUUGUGAUAUGUUUGUAGCAAAUAUGGAUUUUACAUGUCUAUUGUUAGCCGAAGCUAUUCACCAUGGUGGAAGAAGUCCAUGCCAGGCACCGACAAUUCCCACCAAGUGACGCAGAAGGAAAUUGGCGAGGUGCUAAAGACUUGGCUCUCAGAUACAGUAUCUACUCUUGCGUCGAAAAGUGCAAUUCAAAGUUAGCCGACUCGGAGCUGAGACUUAAGACUCCUGUGGCUUAGCGAGGGUGAACCCCAGGACGGAUCACGUUUUGGAUCAUCCCUCAGCCAUUUACUGAUAAUCAGCUUGUACUGUAUGUGAGUGUGUACAAUGCAUCCUGGGGCACGAGGGUGUGCCUACAAAUGUGUCCAUCACUGUCCUGAUAGUAGUUUGAGAGGAUCAUGGUGAGUGGUGAUUGUUGAAUGAUGUUGAGAGUCGAAGACGGAAGCACUAGUCAGUGUGGGCCGGUUCCAACUUGAUCUGUUGACCGCUGCUCAUGUUACUUGUAUAUAUGUGUCUGUAAUAAUAACUUUUAGGUGUAUGGAAGGAGCCAGCUGGGAAGACUUCCCCUAGUGCUCCAAGAGAUAAAGGUGGCGAAAGUACGGAUGCAGAGUAAAUGAACUGACCAUGGACAAAAAAAUAAUAAAAAAAAUUAAAAAAAAUGUUCCAAAAGCUUGGCGCACCCUACCGAAAGGGCUGUGUGCUAAUUCUAGUCUCUGGUGCCAUCAUUUUUGGGCCGACGUGACAACCAACACGGAUCGGCUGCCGGUCAGGAAGACGGCCGAGCCGAAAUGGCAAAGUGGCUCACGAAGAAGCUUUGCCGGCAGCGUAGACUUAGCUCAAUCCCCCUGCCACGUGAAGUACGCAUGAAGCGUGCACGUGGCACGUGUGCUUCAGCUUACAUGUUGUCAUGUUUGUUGGGCUGCUUGUAUAAUUAGUUGGGAGACUAGUUUAUUACACACAGCCCUGGAAAUGAGCCUUUACCUUCCAAUCGUUUGUAUACUUGUUAUAAUUAUUAUUAUUAUUAUUCAGGUUGCAGAAUAUGUCAAUUUGUAGUUGUACAGAACAUUAAGGUAUUAUAUUUUUUUUUUCAUUAUAUUAAUUUUAUGGUCUUGAAAUGACAAGUUAAUUAAAUCAUGUGUAUUAAAAAAAAAAAAGACUUUGUCCCAUUAAAACCCUAACGUACCAAAGUUUAACUGAACUUUUAUUUUUGAGUGGCCGACACGUAGCGUGCAGAUGUGAGCGGGGGAGGCGACGACGUCGACCGCCCUUUUAUCGUCUUGCCCUGGCACACAGCGUUCAAGCCUGCUCCCGCCCUGCCCUUCUUGGGUCAUCCCCCGGCCCUGGGGGGCAUGGCGUCUCAAGGCCCCAGGGCAAGUUUGGUAUGGGGGGGCCAAGGCCCCAGUCUCCCCCCUGAAGGACCCGGGCCCCCCCUUGGUCAGUUGUUUUGGGAAAGGGCAACCAUUGGUGUCAAUGGUUGGCUGAUAAUGGUUGCCUCUUUUAUUUGCCCUGCCUCCUUGGUUGCCCAGCCACCACUCAGCGGUGCAUGGCUGGGCAUCUUGGACACAAGUGGACAGCAGGAGGUCUAACGUUAAAGGUCAACAAAACCCCUGCUGCUGUCUACCUGUUCACGUGUUCAUUCCGCUCGUGUCUUGCAUCGCUUCAACCACACCAACUCGGUACACUUGAUGUAAUAUUAUAAGCUUCUGAAAAUGAGGGAUUUGUGUUUUAAAAAUAAAUAUUUAUUGAAAUGA
This is a messenger RNA of Macrobrachium nipponense, 4875 nucleotides long. Its product is annotated as guanine nucleotide-binding protein G(q) subunit alpha. Gene Ontology annotation, molecular function: G protein-coupled receptor binding; guanyl nucleotide binding; GTPase activity. The transcript has 9 exons. Gene Ontology annotation, cellular component: heterotrimeric G-protein complex. NCBI's taxonomy places the organism in Eukaryota, Metazoa, Arthropoda, Malacostraca, Decapoda, Palaemonidae. The record is from RefSeq and is a predicted model, not a curated record. Bases 640 to 1701 code for a protein of 353 amino acids. Gene Ontology annotation, biological process: adenylate cyclase-modulating G protein-coupled receptor signaling pathway; phospholipase C-activating dopamine receptor signaling pathway.